UUCGACUUCGAUCGAAGAAAUGUAUUCCUCCCGCUGUCGCAUCCCGUUUCCAACUCGGCGGCUCGCCCUUGAUCGCCUUCUUCGAAGGUUCGCUCCGUUUGUCGCUCUCGGUUGCUGUGAAGUAUCUCGCUAUCGCCCCCCUGGGCCCUAAUCGGUGAUCUUCCGAGAAGUUUCGCGCGAUCGGUACCCCUUAUAUAGCUCCGGAAGCAAAUGGGGUUUGAUUGUAUUCUCGGAACCUCUUGAGCAGAUCUGCCGCUUUGAUUCCUUUAGACGGUGGUAAAUAUGGCGUUUUGAGAAUCUACAAGUUAGGAUUCUGGUGAUUUUUUGUAUCGGGGAUAUAUAUGGAUAUGGCAGGGGUCCGGCGUGGUGAAGCGAAUGCAUCUUUUGAUAUUGAGCAAUUACUUGUGGAAGCACAACAUCGAUGGCUACGCCCUGCUGAAAUCUGUGAAAUACUUCAGAACCAUAGGAAAUUUCGUAUAGCACCAGAACCUCCAAAUAAACCUCAGAGUAUGAAGUCAAGUGGAUCCCUAUUUCUAUUUGACCGAAAAGUGUUAAGAUACUUCAGAAAGGAUGGCCAUAACUGGAGAAAGAAAAAGGAUGGGAAAACGGUUAAAGAAGCUCAUGAGAGACUAAAAGUUGGAAGUGUUGAUAUGCUUCAUUGCUAUUAUGCUCACGGCGAAGAGAACGAAAAAUUUCAAAGGCGGAGUUAUUGGAUGCUGGAAGAUGAUCUCAUGCACAUUGUUCUCGUCCAUUAUCGUGAAGUCAAGGUUGAUAGACCAAGUCUCAGCCGUUCAACAAGUCUUGGCCAUACAAGAGAUAGAGAUGACCAAAUUCAACCACCUUCACAAAUCAUUGGCACUGAUAGCCCCAACAGUGCUCACACAUCAGAAUAUGAAGAUGCUGAAUCAGGUGCAACAUUUGCUACAUCUUAUUCAAAGCAAGACUCGAAGCAGCAGAUAAUUGUCAGACAAGUUCCAGAUACCACUCUUUCACUAAGAUGCGGCGACAUGAUUAUUGACUAAUGAUCAUCUAGACUUUUUGAGCCCUUGCAUUCCAUUUCUAACGCAGCUUAUGUUUUGAUCCAACAUCCAAAGAUGAGCUCCUGGGCGAGUUUACAUAGGACAGGCUUCGAGAGACCAUCGGCGGGCAGCCCAUCACUGCGAUAUAACUCGACUCGACUCGACUCGACUCUCACAGAUGCGCUGGAUCCGUUCAGCCAGCAGCGGAGCCUAUCCGAUGUCUUCAAUGUGGUGGACCGGAUGCUGGAUAUUUUCCCCUUCGGGGCGGGAUGGCGUGGGUGGGACGCGAGGGAGGACCUCAGAGCGCUGUACCUGAAGGGGGAGAUGCCGGGACUCGGGAAGGACGACGUGCAGAGAAUAGCACGCUGGUGAUUAAAGGGGAGGCGCGUAAGGAGGGAGCGGAAUGCGGCGGAGGGGAACAGGGGGGAGAACAGGGAAGGGAAAGGCCGCGACGCAGGUACAGUAGCCGCAUCGAGCUUCCGGAGAAUCAGUAUGAUUCUGAAUCGUUGUCGUGUCAGCGGUGGUGCGGUGCACACGUCCGUGUGUUGUGGGUAGUGAACACUUUGGAGUGUUUUUUUAACAAUCCUUAAAUUGCUAGUUCCAAGAAAAAAAAAAAAGAGAGUGAAUGAUGGGUCUUCCGAAUCUAUUCGUUUGUUAGUUGUGAUCAGCAGAUAUUAGUAACGAUUUUACGCAUGCAAACAUCAAAUGUAUUAAUGCAAUCAAACUGAUAGCCAAGGUACAA
Messenger RNA from Zingiber officinale, 1761 nucleotides. RefSeq names its product calmodulin-binding transcription activator 2-like. The coding region runs from base 342 to 1022 and encodes 226 amino acids. Gene Ontology annotation, cellular component: nucleus. The transcript has 9 exons. The record is from RefSeq and is a predicted model, not a curated record. Gene Ontology annotation, biological process: regulation of transcription by RNA polymerase II. Gene Ontology annotation, molecular function: double-stranded DNA binding; transcription coregulator activity. NCBI's taxonomy places the organism in Eukaryota, Viridiplantae, Streptophyta, Magnoliopsida, Zingiberales, Zingiberaceae.